Salvia splendens (bonfire salvia) is the source of this 1230-nucleotide messenger RNA. RefSeq names its product ethylene-responsive transcription factor ABR1. Gene Ontology annotation, biological process: ethylene-activated signaling pathway; regulation of DNA-templated transcription. Gene Ontology annotation, molecular function: DNA binding; DNA-binding transcription factor activity. The transcript has 2 exons. Lineage: Eukaryota; Viridiplantae; Streptophyta; Magnoliopsida; Lamiales; Lamiaceae. The record is from RefSeq and is a predicted model, not a curated record. Bases 497 to 1003 code for a protein of 168 amino acids.
UCGAUCUUUCUUAUAAAUAGUGGUCUGCGCAAUAACCUCUGUUAAAUGGACUGAUUAUUCGUCCUCUUUUUUCAAAAACAAAAAUACUACUAGUAGUAUUCUAAUAUUUGAUUAUUCUUGUUGUAUUCAUAUAUAUACAUAUACAUGAUUGAGAGAUUGAGGAAUUUGGGAAUAAUUUGAAGGUGGCGAAUUCAAGCAAAAGUGGGGGCGAAAAUAGGGAGGAUUUAUUUGACGAUGGAAUGAUUAACAAUGCGUUGGAUUCGCUGUUGAUAUCUUCUGGGUUUAGCAGAGAGACAGAGAUGUCAGCCAUGGUUGCUGCCCUCUCUCACGUCGUAGCCGGUGGUGGCACCGAGGUGCCACCAGACGCCGGCGGUGCAUGCAAGAGGGCACGUGACGAUGCCGAGCCCUCCGAAUCUCUCGCUAGAUUUUGCAGAGGAUAUACUGAUUUUCCUCUCAGAACUUCUAAUUCAGUAAUAUUUUUACAGGAGAAGCAAGCAUGAACGCAUCAUCAGGCACAGCAGCAAGCGCAAUCUACAGCUACACUCCGACAAAUAGAAAUUCACAAGAAAAUGCAUCCUCGUCGACGAGAAGAUACAGAGGCGUGCGGCAGCGGCCGUGGGGGAAAUGGGCCGCGGAGAUUCGCGACCCAUUCAAGGCGGCCCGGGUCUGGCUCGGCACCUUCGACUCGGCCGAGGACGCAGCCCAGGCCUAUGAUGAGGCCGCGCUCCACUUCCGUGGAAGCAAGGCCAAGCUCAACUUCCCCGAAAACGUCAGCCUCGUCCACGCCGAGCCACCGGCGAGGAUCGCCGCCGUCUCCACUGCGGCCGACCCCAUUGUUCACACCGAGAAUCAUCAGAGUGUGAGUCUUGGUGCUGGAUUCUUGACGCCGCCGGCAUUUUCUGCUGGGUUUCAGUCUUUUUCCGUGGCGGAUGGAAGCCAGAGCAGCGGUGGUGGUGUACCUGAAUUUUCUUGGGAUUCCGGCAACCGCUCUUCGUCUGGUUGAGAUAUUUUUGGGUUUUUAUUCCUUUUUGGUUUUGUUCUAUAGCUAGUGAGAUUGGAUUUACGACAAGAAUGAUUUCUUCAUAAUAAUUCUGUAUUUCCAAAUGUAUUACGUCAACCACAGAAACAGUAUACUCCUUUUCUUGUAACGAAGGUGAUCUAUUUUUCUUAGUUUGUAUCAACGAGGAUGACAAAUUUUAAAAAUGAAAACUGCUAUCUCUAUUUUAUUUA